Molecule: messenger RNA, 3690 nt
Organism: Armigeres subalbatus
Lineage: Eukaryota; Metazoa; Arthropoda; Insecta; Diptera; Culicidae
Exons: 1
Coding region: 1-3690 (1229 amino acids)
Source: RefSeq, a predicted model, not a curated record
AUGGAUUCCAAUCAAUUUAAAAUGUUUCUGGAUCACCAGGUUAACAUGUUUAACCAAUUGAUGCAGUCAGUAAAUGCAACGGCAACAUCUGUUGCAACAGCAACUACAGCAUCGUUACAAGCGCAGCUUCGUCAAGUGGAGCAGCGCUCAUGCGCAUCAAGCGUCCCUGUUCCACAGCCGUCGCCACUGGCACUGGAUGGCGACAUGGAGGAGAAUUUUGAUUUCUUCGUCAAGAGCUGGAAAGACUACGUCAAGGCGACAGGUAUGGAGGAUUGGCCACCCGCGGACAACGCUAAGAAAGUCAGCUUUCUGCUGGCUAUUAUUGGUGAGCCUGCUAGGAAAAAGUAUCGCAACUUCGAACUCACUCCUGCGGAAGCUGCUGACACGCAAUCGGCUCUACGAGCGAUAAAGGCCAAAGUUGUAGCAAAACGUAAUAUAAUUAUCGACAGAUUGGAUUUUUUUUCGGCGGUUCAAGCACCCCGAGAGAAUGUUGAUGACUUUUGUUCUCGUCUAAAGGGUUUGGCAAAAGUUGCUAGACUCGGAAACCUUGAGUCGGAACUAAUGGCGUACAAGUUGGUCACUGCCAACAGGUGGCAGCAUUUGCGAACGAAGAUGCUAACAAUAUCCGAUAUAACCUUGGAUAAAGCAGUAGACCUAUGUCGUGCAGAAGAGAUAACAGAGAAAAGAUCACACGAGUUGACGUAUGUCACCCCGGAGGCAGAGGUCAACAAAAUUGCAAAAGGAAAAGCUCGUUCGAAGCAGGUCAAUUCACCAAGAUGCAAAUUCUGUGGAGAUGCCCAUGAAUUUUCGAAAGGGACGUGUCCUGCCUUGGGAAAACGUUGUUACAAAUGUAACGGGAAGAACCAUUUCGAAAAGGUGUGUCGUGCAGCAGCAAAGCAGAAGAACCGACGGUCCCGGAGCAUCCGAGAAGUAAAGGAGGAAUGCAGCUCGGAAGACGAAGCCUCCGAAAAUGGAGAGUCAUCAGAAGAAAGUGAACAGGAAUACCACAUAAGCAGAAUAUUCGACAAUUCAGUCGACGGUGGUGGCGUUGUUGCAGAGUUGGACAUCAAGUUUGCGAGAUCGUGGAAAUCAGUUCUUUGUGACCUUGAUACAGGAGCCAAUGUCAGUUUGAUUGGCCUCGACCAUCUAAAAAAACUCACAGAAGACCGCAACCCAUCCUUGCAACCAUCGACUCUGCGAUUGCAAAGCUUCGGUGGCAACCCGAUUAAAGUUCUAGGAGAAGUGAAAGUGAAGUGUCGUCGGUUGAACCGCAAAUACAAGUUAAUUUUGCAAGUCGUCGAUGUCGAACACCGUCCGUUGCUUUCAGCAAGGGCGUCACGUGAAUUGGGUUUUGUCAAGUUUUGCGAAGCAGUAAAAUUUAACGCAUCAGAACCUAAGCCGUCAAUCGACAAGCUGAUGAGAGUAUACCGAGUACAAGCGCAACAGAUCAUCGACGAGUAUAAGGACCUUUUCGAAGGCUAUGGGAAGUUUCCGGGUAAGGUAACACUAGAGCUCGACGAAAACAUAAAACCGACAAUCCAGUCACCUCGAAGAGUUCCAAUAGCCCUGCGUCAAGAUCUUAAGAAAGAGCUAGAAUCCCUGGAGCAAAGCGGCAUUAUCGUGAAGGAAAGUAACCACACUAACUGGGUAAGUAACCUGGUUUUGGUACAGCGACCGAAGGCUGGUUUACGCAUAUGUCUGGAUCCGGUGAUGUUGAAUAAGGCCUUGCGGCGGCCUAAUCUGCAGUCAACAACUUUAGAUGAAAUUCUCCCUGAACUCGGAAAGGCUCGGGUAUUCACGACGAUAGAUACGAAAAAGGGCUUUUGGCACGUGGUGUUAGAUGAAGAGAGCAGUAAACUAACUACUUUCUGGACACCAUUCGGUAGAUAUCGAUGGACUCGUCUCCCUUUCGGAAUAGCAUCGGCUCCUGAAAUUUUUCAAUUGAAGUUGCAGCAAGUGAUUCAGGACUUAGAAGGUGUUGAAUGCAUUGCAGAUGACCUGCUCAUCUUUGGAAUAGGCGAUACUUUGGAAGCAGCGUUAAAGAAUCACAAUCAUAAUUUGCAGCUACUCUUUCGUCGGUUGAAAGAAAACAACGUCAAGCUAAAUCGAUCGAAAUUAAACGUCUGUCAGACGUCGGUAAAAUUUUAUGGCCAUGUUUUGACCACCCAGGGACUUCGACCGGACGAGACGAAACGGUUGGCCAUCAAGAACUACCCAACUCCAAGCGACAGGAAGGAGGUUCAUAGAUUCAUCGGGAUGGUUAACUACCUCAGCAAGUUCAUACGGAAUCUCAGCAUCAACCUCACUAAUCUUCGUAAGCUGAUUUUAGAAACGGUUCCAUGGCAGUGGACUCCAGUGGAACAGGAAGAGUUUGAACUAGUGAAGUCCCUUGUUUCCAACAUCAACACACUGCAGUAUUAUGACGUCACGAAGCCAUUAACAGUCGAAUGCGAUGCCAGUUGUUUCGGUUUGGGUGUAGCUGUCUACCAAAAUGGUGGCAUCAUCGGUUAUGCAUCUAGAACAUUGACGGCCACUGAGAAAAACUAUGCCCAAAUUGAGAAAGAGCUUCUCGCAAUUGUUUUUGCUUGCACAAGGUUCGAUCAGUUAAUUGUGGGGAACCCCAGAACCGUCAUCAAAACCGAUCACAAGCCACUGCUCAACGUGUUCAACAAACCACUCUUGUCAGCACCAAAACGCCUUCAACAUAUGCUGCUGAAACUUCAACGGUAUAACUUGCAUCUGGAAUUUGUCACGGGCAAAAACAACGUAGUUGCUGACGCGCUAUCUCGGGCUCCACUCCAGAACGAAGAUUGUGACUCGUACGAAAAAAUGAAUGUCUACGAAGUUCUACAGGAAAUGUCCCAAGUAAAGCUCAGCAGUUUUCUCAACGUCUCGGAUGCUAGACUCGCAGAACUUGCUGAAUAUACGAACGGGGAUUCCUCUCUACAAGCUAUCACCCACUACAUCCAACACGGGUGGCCUAGUACAGUUGAUCAAGUACCUGACGGAGCAAAAAUAUAUUUUGCUUAUCGGCAUGAGUUGGCCACUCAAGACGGACUGAUAUUUCGUGGUGACCGUAUUCUUGUUCCUCACGCCUUGAGACGUAAACUUGUGGACAGUUGCCAUGCAAGCCAUAACGGCAUAGAAGCUACUUUGAAACUGGCUCGAUCAAAUCUUUUCUGGCCGGGAAUGAGCUCCCAAGUAAAAGACGUCGUGAAACAGUGCUCUGUGUGUGCCAAGUUCGCUCCGUGUCAAGCAAAUCCACCGAUGAGAUCUCACAAAAUUCCGGUGUACCCAUUCCAAAUGGUUUCAUUGGACGUGUUUUUCGCUGAAUAUAGAGGAUCAAAACGAAAGUUCUUGGUAACGGUGGAUCAUUACUCGGAUUUUUUUGACGAUGCAACACCAUCGAAAUUUGCUUCACCCGUUCUACCACCCUCUUCGGUGACAUCAAACGGUGUCAAAAACAAUCAUCAAAAUGACGUUCAACCAGUUCAGCAGUCAUCAUCAUCAUCAAACGAUUCAAGCGUAACAUUUGAAGAAGUCCCAAAUGAAAAUGCACCAACAACGAUGAGCUCAACUGAAUCGGCCGGAGUCGUCUCACCAUCAACAAGAAGCACACCCGAUACAAGCUGCGAACGCCCUAGACGACAAACUCGUUUGCCAUCACGAUUCCGGGAUUAUCAACUUUAA